Phyllostomus hastatus (greater spear-nosed bat) is the source of this 3517-nucleotide messenger RNA. RefSeq names its product NAD kinase 2, mitochondrial (gene NADK2). Gene Ontology annotation, molecular function: NAD+ kinase activity. Gene Ontology annotation, cellular component: mitochondrion. The coding region runs from base 268 to 1662 and encodes 464 amino acids. The record is from RefSeq and is a predicted model, not a curated record. Lineage: Eukaryota; Metazoa; Chordata; Mammalia; Chiroptera; Phyllostomidae. Gene Ontology annotation, biological process: NADP+ biosynthetic process; NAD+ metabolic process. The transcript is spliced from 13 exons.
CAAAACCCACCAUCCUGAGGCCUCCGGCUCUUCCCCGCCCACCUUUACCUCCCGUGGGCUCUACCCCCUUCCAAUCGGCCUCCUUUCUCCUCCCCCGUUUACGUCUGGGCAUGUGCCCCUCGCGGCGCUGGCCACGCAGGGCCCUGCAUUUAACCUCCGGCCGCCCGGUGCGAAGUUAGAGGCUGGGCUGGCGCGGACAGCGCGCACACCUGGGGCGGGAGCCGAGGCGGGAGCCCGGGCCUGCCUGUAACCUCCGCUGGGCGCACGAUGACCUGCUACCGAGGCUUUCUGCUGGGCAGCUGUCGUCGCGUAGCGGGUGGCCGGGCGGCGGCGCUGAGGGGCCCCGGCGCGGGAGGCCCUGCCGCGAGAUCGCGGCUCGGAGGUGACGGGGACGGCUGGCGGCACCUGGGGCAGGGGCAGCCACGCGAGCUGGCGGGCUGUGGCAGUCGUCCCGAUGGCGGCUUCCGCCCGUCCCGGGUGGUGGUGGUGGCCAAAACGACCCGGUACGAGUUCGAGCAGCAGCGCUACCGUUACGCGGAGCUCUCGGAGGAGGACCUGAAGCAGCUGCUUGCAUUGAAAGGCUCUAGCUACAGUGGACUGCUUGAACGACAUCAUAUUCACACCAAAAAUGUUGAGCAUAUUCUAGAUAGUUUACGGAACGAGGGGAUUGAGGUCCGUCUAGUGAAGAGGAGAGAAUAUGAUGAAGAAACGGUUCGAUGGGCAGAUGCUGUCAUAGCCGCAGGAGGUGAUGGCACAAUGCUCCUGGCGGCAAGCAAAGUGUUGGACAGACUUAAACCAGUUAUUGGAGUAAACACUGACCCAGAACGGUCUGAGGGUCAUUUAUGUCUUCCUGUUCGAUACACACAUUCCUUCCCAGAAGCCUUACAGAAGUUCUAUCGCGGUGAGUUCAGGUGGCUGUGGAGGCAGCGAAUCAGGUUAUACCUCGAAGGGACUGGCAUAAACCCCAUUCCUGUGGACCUCCACGAACAGCAGCUAAGUUUGAAUCAACAUAGCAGAGCCUUCAAUAUCGAAAGAGUUCAUGAUGAAAGGCCCGAGGUGUCAGGACCCCAGCUUUUGCCUGUGAGAGCACUGAACGAAGUCUUCAUUGGGGAGAGUCUGUCGUCCAGAAUGUCUUAUUCUUGGGCUGUGGCAGUGGACAAUUUAAGAAGAAGUAUACCCACUCUAAAGGGACUGGCUUCCUACUAUGAGAUUUCAGUGGAUGACGGUCCAUGGGAAAAACAGAAGAGUUCAGGGCUCAAUUUGUGUACUGGAACAGGAUCAAAGGCCUGGUCAUUCAAUAUUAACAGGGUUGCAACUCAGGCUGUGGAAGAUGUUUUAAAUAUUGCAAAACGACAAGGAAAUUUAAGUCUUCCACUGAACAGGGAACUGGUAGAGAAAGUAACAAAUGAAUAUAACGAAUCGUUGCUCUACAGUCCAGAGGAACCAAAAAUACUCUUCAGUAUCCGAGAACCCAUAGCGAACAGAGUCUUCUCCAGCAGCCGGCAGCGGUGUUUCACCUCCAAGGUUUGUGUCCGUUCGCGUUGUUGGGAUGCCUGCAUGGUUGUGGACGGAGGAACUUCUUUUGAGUUUAACGAUGGAGCAAUUGCUUCGAUGAUGAUCAAUAAAGAAGAUGAGCUUCGAACUGUCCUUCUAGAACAGUGAAGGGUACCCUUCGAUGACAAAUUUGAUUACCUGAAAAAUACUUUAACUGCAGAAACAGGCGACCGGUCAUAAAGCUGCCUCUUUUGGUUAUUGUCGAGACCGGUUGGCCCUGGGCUCAAAGGUGACUAAGAAACUGAGAUUUGUAUUCCCCUCUUGGAUUCUGAUGGAGAAGAUGUUCACUGGGCAAGAAGAUGGAUGGACUACGCGUCUAGGAUUGACACCAGUGAAACUUCUGUCUGUCUUGUUAUUGGUAUCCAAGAGUGCUGAUGCCUUUUUAGAUUUAGAGAGAUAAGUGCAAAUAAAGGAUUAAAUGUUUAGGAUUUGUAAUUUAACUGUACAACUUCUCCUUCCCUUUCCUCCUAACUUUGCAGAAUUGGUCAGAACACACACAGCUCAUUUGACUAGUGUAUAUUUUUUAUAGCACCUACAAAUCAAGAUUUAAAAAAAUUUGAUGGAGAAUUUUGAUAAACCCUGACAUUGACCUAAUUGAAGUAGGUGAAUGUGUUUUUAUAUGUGCUGUGAAUUUUCUAAUUUGAGAACACACGGAUACUGGUAUGGCUAUGGGUGUAAGACGUUCAAGCAAUCACUUUUGAAAUGUGUUUUACGUGACUUGCAGGUUAGUUUUGACCGUGCUGAGUUCAUUGAAGUACAUGUAGCGGGACAAAAUCGGGAUGCUUGUACAGAUGUAUUACUAUCCAUUAGCUGUUCAGUGAUAGACAGUUUUUACUUAAAACUCUAACAUGGAUUCAAAGACUAAAAGGAUGGACUGACGAGACAUACUCCACUAGGAGUUUGGUCAAACCUUUAGAAAGUAUUUUUGUCUACUUUUAAUAUCAUGGUAGUCUUCAACUCACCCAUACUCCAAAUUUCACACAUUACCUUUGGGGGGUAAAUGUUACAGCUUUUCUCUGCCUGCCCAUGAGAGUUCUUUAUUUUUGGAGGACAUUUUUGUCUAAUUCUUGAUCUACUUAUAUGGAAUCCUAGAAUUUUCACAAAAGGCACCUGUUGCUGCAUCAUGAGACCAUCGGUAGUCUCGUGCCAUUUAUUCAAAGUUGUCGUUUUUUCAUUUGUUAUUAAAGACUUGUAUUCAAUCACUGAAAUAUUUAUUAAAUAUCCACUCUGUGCCAUGCACUGUACUGAUUACCGGAUGUACCCUGACGAAGAAAACAGACGCUGUCCUGAUGGAGCCUGAGCCGAGUAAGCUCAGAAGUGCGUUCCGUGAAAGCUGGGAUGCAUAGUCAGAUCGAGUGCUCUUAGUGUUGUCAACAUGCACCGUGUUCUUGUCAGACUUUUUCUGUAAAACCUUACCACAUAAAAGUAACCUAGGGUUUGUUGUAUCUCCAGAACAGGAAUCUUUUUCUUUAGUUGGGCGUGUCUGCAGAGACACUCACUAGCAGAGAGUUUGCAUGAUGCACACAGUAAAAACUAGCAUUUCCCCAGCACUGGUUCUGGUUUCUGGUUUGGUUUAAAAAUAAUAUACUUAAGGUCUAUGCUACGAAGUAAAAUUCCACACUAUAGAACUCCCCUAGUAGGUUUAAGAUGCCUUCUUGACAAAAAUGCCAACUUCAUCUUCAAUAUCAAGGAAAUCAGACUGUCCGUAUGGUAUUAUAGAUCUGUUAAUAUGUAACAUAUUAAUAGGUAACUUCUGUGUAAAAUUGUUCAUAAGCCAUAGUUUAAAGGUUUAAAAAUGCCUAAUGUGUUCCAUUUGCAGUAUAACUUCUAAUACUUCUGCUAUGUGGUGAGGAUUUACUUGUAAGAGAUACUGAGAGGCAAAGGAUGUUGGAACAGCAAAAAUGUUUUUAUGAAGCAAACUUUAAUGGCAAUGAGAUGUGAAUAAAAUUAAACUGUUACUAUC